GCAGCUUGGUAUGCAUAAUUGGUAUACCAUCCCCCGAAGACAGCAAGGGGGACCAUUCCGACAGUCACUCACAGGAGGACCGGUCUCUUCCAGCAUUCGGUCCUGCUCUAGGAGGUACGUCGUGUUGUGCCUCAACGAGAACAUGCGUUUGCCGCAGCUUCCCUAAAACCGGUCUGACCACGGACAAUAGCUUCUUUUCUUCUGCCUGAACCGCCGCUCGAGGCCUUCAAUAUGGGAAGGAGUCGAAAUUUGAGGUGCAUUCUUGAGCCGUUACAAUCUGGACCGAUCAUCCUAACGGACCAAACUAAGAAGACCCUCCGUCCCUGUGUUGUCGCCGAUAACCACCCUGCUUUCUGAAUGCCUCCGACCAUACAGCGACCGACCUGUGUCGUACCAUAUAAGCUCUGAUCACCCUAUCUUCUUUAAGUCUCGGUAAGCGUCCCCGUUGUUGCGCCCAGCUUUUACUUUCCCCCGUCCGAUGGACCCUGUCAAGCACAAGCUGUAGCUUUCUUCGAUUCUUCGCUCUUCGCUGCCGAGAUGGUCCGAUUUUUCAGCAUAUUCAAAUGCGCCGGUCAGAUCGGCCAUGCACAACAACUGCUCUUGUAUGCUCUAUGCAUGGAUUGGAAAGGGCUGACGUGGCCCAUGGUCGCCGAAACCCGGUUAUCAAGUCCACCAAGCCGGAAGCGAGAAUCGGCCGUCUACUUCAGAGUCCUUUGAUGUGGGAGUGUCCCGGCUCCGAUGUUGGUCCUACUGUGCCCGCAGGCCCAUUUUCCUUUCCGAGUCUUGCAGAGUCCAUGAUAAAACAUACGCGAUCAGUUGCCUUUUCCCCACCUCGUGCACAUAUCCUAGUCAUCCCUACGCUCGCUGGCCGUUCAGCGAAUACACCCGGGAGUUGACAAAUCCAGCGUUGCUCAGAAUGGCCAGAGUGGCCACAAUGGCACCAACCUGCGAAGAACCAAGAAGACAAGGAAUAUCGGGUGCACGUCAUCCCACGCGGA
This is a messenger RNA of Dacryopinax primogenitus, 998 nucleotides long. RefSeq lists its product as uncharacterized. Lineage: Eukaryota; Fungi; Basidiomycota; Dacrymycetes; Dacrymycetales; Dacrymycetaceae. The coding region runs from base 612 to 896 and encodes 94 amino acids. The record is from RefSeq and is a predicted model, not a curated record. The transcript has 2 exons.